Molecule: messenger RNA, 921 nt
Organism: Lathyrus oleraceus (garden pea)
Lineage: Eukaryota; Viridiplantae; Streptophyta; Magnoliopsida; Fabales; Fabaceae
Product: ethylene-responsive transcription factor ERF022
Exons: 1
Coding region: 107-679 (190 amino acids)
Biological process (GO): regulation of DNA-templated transcription
Molecular function (GO): DNA-binding transcription factor activity; DNA binding
Source: RefSeq, a predicted model, not a curated record
UAACGUACGUACCUACGAAGAAAUUCACCUUCCAAACACAAACAAGAUCUCUUAGUUAUUUAUAUACAUCAUCUUCACUCACUGUUUUGUCCUUCAUCAAAUCACAAUGGAAGAAUCAAACAUCAUGCAACAAAACAACGUUACUGCUUCUCCAACACCGACAACAACAUCAUACAUAGGUGUUCGAAAGAGAAAAUGGGGAAAAUUUGUAUCAGAAAUAAGAGAGCCAGGUAAGAAAACCAGAAUAUGGUUAGGAAGCUAUGAAGAACCUCAAAUGGCAGCAGCAGCAUAUGAUGUAGCAGCUUUUCACCUCAAAGGACGAUCCGCGAGGCUCAAUUUUCCUGAAUUGGUUGAGAAACUUCCAAUGCCAGCAAGUUCUAGAGGUGAGGAUAUUCGUGUAGCAGCUCAACAGGCAGCAUUGCAGUUCAAGAAGAGACCAAUAUCUGAAGGGGGUGUGAAUAGCAAUGGAAGUGUUGAUGUUCCUGCAGUGAGGGUAGGGCUUUCACCUUCUCAAAUUCAAGCUAUCAAUGAGUGUCCAAUGGAUUCACCAAAUAUGUGGAUGCAAAGGACAGAAGCAGCACUCAUGUUUGGAUCAUUGGAAUUUGAUGAAUCUAGAAAUUAUGAUGUUUUUGAGUUGAGUGAUUGGGAAGAAAUUCAGUAUGAGUCAUUGUGGGACUAGUUAAUUAUUAAUUCAAGAAAUGGUACUAGAUUUAUUUAAUUAUAAUAAUUAAUUCAUGUACCCUCUAUUUAGGGACCAAUAUAUUAAGGCAUCGUAUUGUAAUAAGACUUAUUCAAUGGGACGAAAAACAGAAGGACUUUUUAAUCAAUUUUUUGGUCAAUUUUCUUUCAUAUUUUAUGUGCCAUUUGUUUCUUCAAAUUCUUUCUUUAUGCAUGCAUUUUUUGUAUAGGUAUUUAAUUAUA